This is a messenger RNA of Salarias fasciatus (jewelled blenny), 1771 nucleotides long. Its product is annotated as carboxypeptidase O-like. The transcript has 9 exons. Gene Ontology annotation, biological process: proteolysis. Gene Ontology annotation, molecular function: metallocarboxypeptidase activity; zinc ion binding. The record is from RefSeq and is a predicted model, not a curated record. The coding region runs from base 92 to 1180 and encodes 362 amino acids. NCBI's taxonomy places the organism in Eukaryota, Metazoa, Chordata, Actinopteri, Blenniiformes, Blenniidae.
GUGUUUGGGAGGAUACUGAUCAGGAGGACAGCAGAAGCAGCGGCGGCGGCUCCAGGAGGUCCGGACUGGGUGAAUGUGAGCAGCAGGGACAAUGUUCCAGAGUGUGGGACUCAUCUGUGCUGCCUUGCUUUCAGCUGUGGCAGCAGCAACAAUAGAGAGAGUGGAGCAUGACUACUUCAGAUAUCACCCCAUGCCAGAGAUCACUGACUGGAUGUGGCUGAUGGUGAAGGAUCACCCCGAUCUGGUGACCGUGGUGGACUACGGCAGGACUCAUGAGAACAGGACCAUCAGCUUACUGAAGAUCGGCCUGGACACCGGAUUGAAGAAGAAAGCCGUGUGGAUGGACUGUGGGAUUCACGCCCGGGAGUGGAUCGCUCCAGCCUUCUGUCAGUACUUCGUCCGUCAGAUUCUUCAAACGUCCAAAACGGAUCCUAAAAUGGAGCUGAUGAUGAAGAACCUGGACUUUUACGUCACGCCGGUGUUCAACGUGGAUGGCUAUGUCUACUCCUGGAAGGACAACACGACUCGCCUGUGGAGGAAAAACCGCUCAGCAAGUCCUCCGGGUUGUGACUGCCAAGGCACCGAUCUCAACCGCAACUUCGACUCCAACUGGGGCACAGUUAGAGUGUCUUCGGACUGCUGUUCAAACCGCUAUGGUGGCACUGGUCCCAUGUCUGAGCCCGAAACUCAGUUCCUGACCUAUUUCGUGGGAAGCCGGAAGGACGACUUCCUGUGUUUCCUCACCAUCCACUCCUACGGCCAGCAGCUCCUGUUUCCAUACGGACACCCCAACUUCACCGCCUCCAACUACGCUGAGCUGAUGGAGGUGGGACUCGCUGCAGCUGAAGCCAUUCAGGAAGCCCAUGGGAUGAUCUACGAAGUCGGGACCCCUUCAGAUAUCUUAUAUUCCUUCUCUGGAUCAUCCCAGGACUGGGCUCACAUGGUGGGCAUCCCUCUGGCCUUCACCUUUGAGCUGAGGGACAACGGCACCUUUGGCUUCGAGCUCCCAGAGGAUCUGAUCCAGCCCACCUGUGAGGAGGCCUACAGCGGGGUCCUGCACAUCAUCACCUACGCCCACGACAAGGCCUUCAGCGCCGCCGCCCCCGCCGCCACCGCUGCCGCCGCCGCCAUCUGGACGGUGCUGUUCGCAGCAGGGACCACCACAGUCUCUCUGAUGUGAAGGGAGACGCAGGAUAACUGGAAAAUAAACUGUCUCGAUGGAAUAUCUGCACCUUAGACACAAAAACUGUGUUCAUGAAUGAUGUUGGAAUUCAUCUCAUUUUUGAAUUAUAGAGGUUUGUUUGUUUACAAUCACGGACAGCAAUAUAAACAAAUUACUGCAUGAAAGCAUUUUAUAGAAACAGUCACAGGCAGCAAAUGUUCAGCUUUUUCAAUUCUUGUGAGAAAGUGAAUUUCAGUUAAAAAAUAAAAAAGCACACAAGAUGUAUGAGAACUAGAGUUUUCCUCGUGGUGUGUGGAGUCCUCAGAGACUCUCUCGCUCCUCAGUGGAAACUAAUCCCAGAAUUCAGGAGCUUAGCUCAGUCCUGUGUGAAUAUUAAAGCUUUAAAGCGACACUAAGGAACUUUUCAACCUUAAUAAAACAUUUUAAUAUCUUUUGUGAAGAUACAUUGACUUACAACUAGCUGAGUGACCCUCUGUCACGGGCUGAGGGCGUCUGUACUGCUUUCACUUGGACUGAGCAGCUGUGAGGAGGAUGGUAGGAACCCUGCACACUAAAAAACUCAAAAUGUGCGGACUGCUUUACGGCAUG